GCUGUUUAUAACGAUGAGCGCCUUCAUGUUAACACGUUCAGGUUAGCGGUGUGAAAGCUCCACACAGGAAGAGGAGAAACGGAAAGUGCGCAGUUACAUCGCUGUUAGCUUCUGUCGCUGUAUGUCGGCCCGUUAACGGCACUCUGACAGCGCGCCAUCACUAGCAGCAGCACCAUCACUAGCCAGCAGCAGCGGCAGCACCUCCGGCGGCAGCAGCAGCAGCAGCAGCCUCUCAUUCAUAAAGUGACAGAUAUGUCUUCACCCAGCACACGACACACCGUGGUGAAAAAGAAACACGUCCGCUUCGCCAGCAUGGAGGACGACGACGACGACAACGACGACCAGGAGGAGGACACCCUGUUUGACAAGAGGAAGGACACCGGGAGAGGGCUGAAGAGUGCGCUGAAGGCGGCGAAGAGGGCGACCAAACCGGGAUGCGACGACCGGGUGGAAGUGAUCGGCGGAGGAAGCUGCGGCCGCUGGAUGGUCACACUGGCGCUCUGUGCGUCCUUCCUAGGCUUGGGGAUGAGCAUCUCAGUUCUCGGCCCCACGUUCGAGGACCUGGCUGUGAACGUGAAGAAGAACAUCAGCAACAUCUCCUACAUCUUUGUGGGACGUUCUGCAGGAUACAUCGGCGGCUCCCUCUUAGGAGGCGUUCUCUUCGACUGCAUGAACCCCCACGUUCUGCUAGGAUUUUCCAUGCUGGUCACAGCGUUUGGAAUGUGUGCCAUUCCUUUCUGUAAUCAGGCUCUGCUCCUCACCGCGCUCAUGUCCAGCAUCGGGAUCUCUAUGGGUGUUCUGGAUACAGGUGGGAACGUCCUCAUCCUGAACACAUGGGGCGAGCAGGCUGGACCUCAUAUGCAGGCUCUGCACUUCAGCUUCGCAGCCGGGGCCUUCGUGUCUCCCAUCAUCGCCAAACUGCUCUUUGGUCCAGACGUGAACACCAGCAGCGCCGCAACCGUACCGACCAACGCAACUACACCUCUCCCAGCCGUCCCCAAAUCCCUCGACACACACACCAUCAUCCGCUACGUCCACAGCAGGAGCAGCACGCUAAAAUCCAUGUGGGCCUAUAUCGUGAUCGGCUCCUUCGUCCUCCUCAUCGCCAUCCUCUUCUUCACACUCUCCUCUCGCGGCAGCACGUCACGUGACAAAGCCCGCAUGUCUGCAGGAAAACCCCUCGUGGCCAAACAUCACAUGGCUCUUGUUGUCCUGCUCUUCUUCUUCUUCUUUGCCUACGUAGGUGCCGAGGUGGCGUACGGCUCCUUCAUCUUCACCUUCGCCAAGGACUACGCCCACAUGGAUCAGUCCCAGGCGGCCGGUCUGAACUCAUUGUUCUGGGGAGCGUUCGCUGCCUGCAGGGGAUUGGCCAUCUUCUUUGCAGCCUGCUUGUACCCGGGCACCAUGAUCCUGCUCAGCCUGGUGGGCUCCACUGUGUCCUCCCUGCUUCUCUGCCGCUUCAGCCAGGUGAAGGUGGCGCUGUGGGUUUGCACGGGCCUCUACGGAGCAUCCAUGGCCACCAUCUUCCCCAGCGGCAUCUCCUGGUUGGAGCAGUACACCACAGUGACGGGUCACACGGCCGCUGUGUUUGUAGUGGGAGCAGCGCUGGGUGAGAUGGUGCUGCCCGCCUUCCUGGGCUUCCUGAUGGGGAAGGUCCAGCAUCACCCCCUGCUGAUGUAUCUAGCACUCAUCACCUCCACCUUCACCUCCAUCCUCUUCCCCGUCAUGUACAAGCUGGCCUCAGCCCCCAGCGGCCAGAGCAGGAAACCUCGUGCCAGGGGCCGACCUACCGCUGACGACAGCGAAUACCGUCAGGCGCUGCUGGAUUCAGGUGCCAACGAUGAAGAAGAGGAGGAGGAGGAGGAGGAGGAGAACGAGGCCGAUCAGUGGAACGAUGCAGACUUUGAGGUCAUUGAGAUGGACGACACAGCCAGUCUCAUCAGCUCGCCCAGCAAGGCGUCCUCUCCUCCUGAUGUCACCGGUCUAACGGGGGGCUCGCCUCCCUCUCACGGCCAGCUCACAGAGCCUGCAGGGGGGGCUUCGUUCUCAGACACCAUUUCUCUGGUGGGAGACUCCCCCAGACGCAAACUGCUGCUCUCACUGGAGAGAGAGAAGAGAGACUGAAACCUCCUCCUGUGACCCCCCCUCCCAUCCCUCCAAGUGCUGUAG
Scomber japonicus (chub mackerel) is the source of this 2169-nucleotide messenger RNA. It is a transcript of the gene slc60a2b, whose product is annotated as major facilitator superfamily domain containing 4B. NCBI's taxonomy places the organism in Eukaryota, Metazoa, Chordata, Actinopteri, Scombriformes, Scombridae. The record is from RefSeq and is a predicted model, not a curated record. Bases 253 to 2124 code for a protein of 623 amino acids. The transcript has 4 exons.